AUGUUAACAACUGCAAAUCAGCCAAGUCACUCGUUUGGGGAUGUUUCGCGUUCCGUUCCUGCUAUUGGUGGGGAUCAAGAUUCUGCUGUGAAUCCCGUAAAUGUGCUUGCAAAUCAAAUACAGCCUAUUCGUAUGAGUUCAUAUGCUGCAUGCCCUACCUAUACUGCCAGUUCAAGUUAUUUUGCUGCUUCUACUACCAGUAAUAAUGCACCUACCAGUAAUUGCAUGACUUAUUCUUGCACUGAUUUUGCUAGCAAUUUUAGUUCAAAUACAGAACCUCCAGUUUUUUCUGGUGAUGCUGGUGAAUACCAUGACUUUAUUGAUAUUUUUGAUACUGUUAUUGCUGCAAAAGUGCAGAAUGCAAAACAAAGAUUUGUUUAUUUGUUACAAUACACGAGAGGCACUGCUCGUGCUUUUGUAAAAGAGUGCCAACAUAAAGGUCCAGCAUGCUAUGAUGAGGCAUUGAAAUUACUCGCAGAAACUUAUGGCCAUCAAUUGCAAAUUGAACAGGCAUGUUUGAAUUCUAUUGUAGAAGGCCCGCAACUUAGAACCAAUGACAUGGAAGCUCUAACAAUGUUUGCUGCUGAAUUAAUUGCAUGUGAAAAUACAUUAAAGGGCAUUAAAAAUAAAGGUCUGUCUUUGAUGAUUAUUGAUAAAAUAUCGUGGAGAAUGUCAUCAGUUUGGAGGCCAGGUUGGCGAACUUUGGUGGAUGAUACUCUUCAUGUGAAAGAAAGGGACUUGAGCUUAACACAUCUCGUGUCAUAUGUGCGUAAGAAAACGAAGGAAUUGUCAAACCUUUUUAAUCAUGAAUCAAAUAAUGUUCAAAAAAUCAGAGAAAUUGCAAAUAAACCAAUGAAACAACCCAAAUCAUAUUUUACUACAACUGUCUCCGCUGCUGACAAACCAAUUCCUAAAUGUUUCAAAUGCAGUGGCAGUCAUUUCCUGAAUCACUGUCAAGAGUUUAGAAAUAUGAAACAUGUGGACAGAGAGAAAUUUGUAAGGGAUUUGAAAUUGUGUUUUUCUUGUCUACAAAAGGGGCACUGGUCAAGACAGUGCAGACGCGAGAACCCAUGCAGAGUUCCGAAUUGUAAGCGAAAGCAUACUACGCUUUUGCACCCCCCAGAUAAUGUAAAUGCGGAUGAGCAAUCUGAGCAACGUAAGCCUGCUAAUGAUGCUGCUGUAUCAAAAAAUACUAAUGAAAACAAAGAAGAAUAUAAAUUUAGUGCGUUUGUGAAUUCUGUCAGUGAAACAGGAGUUUUAUUAAACGUAAUUCCAGUCAAGGUACGUGUGAAGGGACAGAAUGAUGUUGUGUUAACAAAUGCCUUUUUCGACACUGGCUCAACAUGUUCUUUUAUAAGUGAAGCACUCAUGCAAAGAUUGAAUGCCACCGGUCAGGAAACAAAUUUAAAUAUUCAUACUAUUUCAAAUGUGACUGAACAAAAGAAAAGCUCUGUUAUUAACGACAUUGAGCUAUCCCAUUUUGAUGAAUCUGAUUUUAUUGCAUUGGGUCAACUAUUUUCUAAUAAAUGCAUCGAUAUUGAUGUUCCAAAUAUUCCAACACAGAAGGAUGUGGAUCAGUUUCACGAAUUCAAGGAUGUGGUAAUUCCUAGGCUAAAUCAAGAAGUUGGCUCGUUAAUAGGAAAAGAUAAUUUUGCUUUACAUAAGCCAUUGGAAAUUAUACACGGGCCAGAUGAAUAUUUUGCUGUGAGAUGCCCUGCUGGAUGGAUGAUAAGCUGUCCUCCCAAAAAUGAGAAAAUGGAAAGAUCAAAUUCCAGCUUUUUCAUCAAAUCUAGUGUGCACCCACUCUGUAUAAUGUGCACUGGAGUUGUCGACUCCAUACAAAACGAAAAACCCAGAAUUUUCCCCUAA
Molecule: messenger RNA, 1869 nt
Organism: Styela clava
Lineage: Eukaryota; Metazoa; Chordata; Ascidiacea; Stolidobranchia; Styelidae
Source: RefSeq, a predicted model, not a curated record